AUGGCAAUCAUUUGGAUGAGUAGAAAAGGAGUUAUACCAAAAGAGUGGAGACUGUCCAGACGGCUCUAUCGAGAACAGCGCCCAAACCGCGCAGUCCGGCUGGCCGAGGAACGCAUGUUCCGCGCUCGGCCAAAGCUCGUCCGUCCGACUGAAGUCUCGGCCAAGUCCAAAACCACUCGGCCGAUCACGCAUCACGACCCGGGAAACAUAGCCCGCGGUCGGCCACGCCACAACGCCGCGCCACACCGCGCACGACCAAAGCGCGCGAGCCGGGAGUAA
This is a messenger RNA of Microthlaspi erraticum, 279 nucleotides long. NCBI's taxonomy places the organism in Eukaryota, Viridiplantae, Streptophyta, Magnoliopsida, Brassicales, Brassicaceae. The record is from the annotation of a GenBank genome assembly.